AUGUUGCAGCCUUGUGCUAAUGUUACAUGCAAACGUGCAUCUUGUGCUUUAUGUCAUUGUUGUCAACAAAAUGUAUGUAUAUCUCAUCUAAAUGAACAAAAUGAAUUUCUCAAUUCUCAAUUGAAUCCUCUUGCUGAUAGUAUUAAUGCACUUAAUCAUCAAUUUAAUACAUUAUGUAUUCAUGAAACAACACGUGAUUAUCAUAAAAAACUUGAACAAUGGCGUUUAGAUUGUUAUAAAAAAAUUGAUCAAUUCUUUGAAGAAAAAUGUCAAGAAUUCGAUCAACUUGUAGCUGAUAUAUUAAAUAAACAACGAGAUAAACUUACUAAUAUUCAAUCGGAUAUAUCAAAACUUAUUCAUAAUAAAGAAAUAACUCAACAAGAUAUUGAAUUAUUUACAUUAAAUAUUUCUCAACUUAAUGAUGAAUUAAAAAAAAUUGAACAUACAAAUAUUCAAUUUAAUAUUUCUCCUCUAAUAAUAAAUGAUACUUUAAUUUAUCUUCGAAAAACAAAUGAAAAACAAAGUGAUCUAUCUAUUUUAUCGUCUAUUUAUAAAGAAAUAAAAUAUCCACCUGAAAGUUAUUGUCCAUUAGCUUGUAAUGAUCGAUUAUUAUUAAUACAUCAAGCACCAAAUUUAUGUUUUAUGGAUACUGAAAUGGUCAUUAUCAAACAAAUUUUAUGGUCACAUGAUGCUAUUCGAGAUAUAUGUUGGUCAUCAACAUUAAAUCGAUUUAUUAUUAUUGAAGAAAAUAAUAUUUUUCUUGUUAAUGAAAAUACAAUGUCCAUUGAAAAUGUAGAAACUAUUGAAAAACGUAGAUGGUUUUCAUGUACAUGUUCAGAUACAUAUCUAUUUUUAACGACAGGUGUAAGAGGUUCAUCUAUUGUUGAAUUUCGUUUGUCACCUUUAAUUACUGCUAUGAAAGAAUGGAAAUCUCCUAAUACAUGUACAAAAGAUGAAUUUAUAAAUGGUAUUGUUUAUAAAAAUGAUAUUCUUGCACUAACGAUUAAGAAUAAAAUUGAAAAAACUUUACGUUUAGAAUUACGAUCUUGUGAGAAACUCAAUCAUAUUUGGUCAUUUGCAUUUAAUAUUAUAUGUAAUCAAAAUAUAGCUUUUCGUUUUUGUUCUUUUAAUUAUGACGAAUGGUUAGUAGCUGAUUAUGAAAAUGGAAAUUUGUUACAGAUUACAAAUGAUAAAAGUUUAAAGAAAACAAUUUCAUAUAAAGCAAUUCCUUAUUAUAUUUGUCUAUUUGGUUCAGACAUGCUUGUUGUAUCGACUGCAAAAGGAGUUAAUUUUCAUAAAAUAUAA
Messenger RNA from Rotaria sordida, 1305 nucleotides. Lineage: Eukaryota; Metazoa; Rotifera; Eurotatoria; Philodinida; Philodinidae. The record is from the annotation of a GenBank genome assembly.